AUAAAAUGAGCUUAAGAGAAUUUAACAAAGUGGCAACUAAUGAAAAUUGAUCUGUUCCCACUAUAUAAUUAUUUGGCGGGAGAGAGUCGACUGCCGGCGGUGGCUUUUCUCACCGGCGCCGCCGUAGGAAAUUGACCGGAGAAUCAGAAAGCCGAUAGAUUCCAACAGGCCAUGGCUGCCAAACUGCCUUUACCGAGCUGUCCCACAAUUUCUAAGCAUUUGACUGCUGAUCAUACUAGAUCAAGAUUUAGUGGAGCUGUCUGCCUUUGGAGAGCUGCACAUUCAUUAGGCAGAAUUUUGCAUUUCCAGCUAUCUUUUACUAAUAUUGUCCAACCUUAUUCAUUCAGAAAUUUCAAGAGGCGGGCGUGGUCUAUAAGAAGUGCUGCAGAUGGCAGCGGACUAGAUUCUAAUCCUUCAACCAGCGGUAGUGGUGGAACUCGACUUAUUAGAGCCAUUGAGGCUCUUCUAGCCAAACUAGAUGCCAGGAUAAAGGUGUUGAGGAAAAAUCUGCCAAUGAAGUUGCUGUUUUUCUUAGUGGGUUUCUAUUGCGCAACCGCUUUUGCCACUGUAAUAGGGCAGACAGGUGAUUGGGAUAUUAUUUCUGCUGGAUUAGCUGUGGCGGUGGUGGAGGGUGUUGGAGCUCUCAUGUAUAGAUCUAUUCCUUUAAUUGAUGGAGUAAGGAGCCUCAUCAUUAUGUUCAAUUAUUGGAAAACUGGGUUGACUCUUGGUCUAUUCCUCGACUCUUUCAAGUAUUAAGGCGGAGAUGAGGAGAGAAGUGUACAGAAAUCACAAUGCCAUGGAAAUUUCAUAGUUUAUCUUUUGCGCAUUUGUAGGCAAAUUCAUGUUGUCAGAGGGUAAUUGUACAUCUUUUGCAAUUUGCAGGAUGUCCUUUGUACAGUGUCUCCAAGGUAUAGCAUACACAUCACUAGUACAUGGGAGGCAUCCCUAGUUUGAUGCCACAUUAAUAAAAUGUAGCAUAAGAAGACAUUGUUUAAUCUUUCAGUUUUAUGCUAUCUGUUCCUUUA
Messenger RNA from Capsicum annuum, 1025 nucleotides. Its product is annotated as ycf20-like protein. The transcript has 3 exons. The record is from RefSeq and is a predicted model, not a curated record. The coding region runs from base 172 to 756 and encodes 194 amino acids. Lineage: Eukaryota; Viridiplantae; Streptophyta; Magnoliopsida; Solanales; Solanaceae.